Messenger RNA from Panonychus citri (citrus red mite), 1878 nucleotides. RefSeq names its product oocyte zinc finger protein XlCOF8.4-like. The coding region runs from base 16 to 1254 and encodes 412 amino acids. The record is from RefSeq and is a predicted model, not a curated record. The transcript has 5 exons. Gene Ontology annotation, biological process: regulation of DNA-templated transcription. Gene Ontology annotation, molecular function: DNA-binding transcription factor activity, RNA polymerase II-specific; RNA polymerase II cis-regulatory region sequence-specific DNA binding. Lineage: Eukaryota; Metazoa; Arthropoda; Arachnida; Trombidiformes; Tetranychidae.
UUGAUCUUAAUCAUUAUGCCGAGAGCUUUUUUAAUAACUAAUAAACGAUACAACGGUAGAUGGAUUUUAACCAAUUCAAAGGAAGACGCUGAAAAUUGUUUCAUCUUAAAUCAAGGUUCUUCUGGAUUACAUUUUGAUAGUUCUUCAUCUUUACUAAAUACUUUAUCCGCCAUCGAAAAGACAACAAUUAGCAGUAUGAAUUAUUAUUCCAAUGGUCAAUCAAGUCCCAUGGACAACUCUGGUCUUAAUUGUAAAAGGAUUUCACUUCUCACUCAUGCUGCUUUAUCUCGUCAUUUUGGUAACAUUUCAAUCGGUGAAAACAAUCAUCUAAUUGAACAAUUGCAUCCUCAUCAUCCAUCAUUUUCUCCCGAUUUCUCAGUUCAUCCUCUCAAUUUAAUCAUCAACAAAAAGUUCAAUGAGUCCAAAAACAACAACAUUGAAAUCAAUGGAUUCUAUUUGGGAACAAAAGCCAUUGCUGACCACAGUUUUGAUUCCACUCAGGAAGAAGCUGAAGAUUUGACCAUCCACUCAAGGAACUUGACUUCUCCAAAUGAAUCUAAUCAAAGUAUGGAUUAUUCAGACGAACCUUAUAUAUCUGAUCAAUCACAAUGUUCACCGAAUCCAAUAGUUGAUGAGAAUAUUUUUAACCAAAUCGAGGAAAAUCAUGAUGUCCCAUUCACAGAAUCUCGUGAAAUUUAUCCAUCAUCAGGAAAUAGCGAAUCACCAGCCAUUGGAGAUAAUCAUGUUUGCAUCGAUUGUGGUAAACGAUAUUCAACUUCAUCUAAUUUAGCCCGUCAUCGUCAAACUCAUCGCAGUUUCACCGAUAAAAAAGCUCGACAAUGUCCACACUGUAGUAAAGUUUAUGUCUCCAUGCCCGCUUACAGUAUGCACCUUAGGACACACAAGCAAAACUGUCGCUGUCCUCAUUGUGGAAAGUGCUUCAGUCGCCCGUGGCUUUUACAAGGCCACAUUAGGACUCAUACAGGUGAAAGGCCAUUCAAAUGUCCGACUUGUUCAAAGGCUUUUGCGGACAAAUCAAACCUUCGAGCACACAUACAAACACAUUCUAAUAUCAAACCGUACGUUUGUCAACGCUGUGGAAAAGCCUUCACAUUAAAAAGCUACCUUUACAAGCACGAAGAUUCCUCAUGCAUGAGAUUGAAUAGAUCAUCAAAUGGACCAAUAACUUAUGUUUCGGCAACAACAACAAUAAAUUCUGGUGGGAAAAGUUUCACCACGAACAACAACUCAUGAAAUUAGGAAGCGAAAAGAAAUCAUUUAUUUUCAUUUAAAUUCGCCUGCUGGAAAUUAGAUUUACUCUCUUCGUAAUUUGAUCUUUUUAAACUUAUAACUUUUUAUCAUCUUCAUAAUCAGUCAACAUAAUCUUCAUGAAUUCAUCAUCUUCACAAAAAUUAAUCAUCAUCAUCUUCGUUUCAAUUCAAGAUGACAAAGUCAUUCACAAAAAGUGCCUCGAAAAUAAUCAAACUUUUGGAUUAAACUGAUAAUUGUUAUCACAAUCAGUUAAUUCAUAAACUCAACUAUUUUGUUCAUAAUUAUCAAAGCCCAAAUAUUUUACAUGCAUAUUAGAACCAAAUUGAUUAUCUAAUGUAUCUUUCUAUAUAUUUUUAUCAUGUAAUCCAAUGAACUUUGAAACUUAUUUAGUUUAUGAUUGUAAUUUGCUAAGAAAUUAACAGCAACUUUUCCCAAUCAACUUAUCAUUUUCUAGUUUCUCUAUUUCUAGUCUAAUCUUUGUAAUAUCUUUUUCAAUUCAAUGAACAAUAUUUUUAUCUCUCAAAGUGAUUGAAACAAGCAAACAAUCAAUUUUAUCCAUGAUCCAAUUAAGAUUUCAAUAAAUGGCCAAUGAUCAGGACAAUCUUA